Molecule: messenger RNA, 1788 nt
Organism: Columba livia (rock pigeon)
Lineage: Eukaryota; Metazoa; Chordata; Aves; Columbiformes; Columbidae
Gene: MTG1
Product: mitochondrial ribosome associated GTPase 1
Exons: 10
Coding region: 344-1411 (355 amino acids)
Biological process (GO): mitochondrial translation
Cellular component (GO): mitochondrion
Molecular function (GO): GTP binding; GTPase activity
Source: RefSeq, a predicted model, not a curated record
AUCCAGCGGGUCCUGCGUCGGGCCUGGCUCCGGGGCGGGCUGAGGGGCUGCGGGCGGCUGGGGGGUGGGGUGGGGACCAGGCCCCGCCACACGGGGAGCGCUGUGCCCCGCGGGGGGCACUCCGGGCCCGGCGGGAGGUACUGUGGGCCUGGCAGGCGGCACUCCGGGCCCGGCAGCCCCCGUGUCACCGGGACCCCCCGCAGGCCGCGGCUCCGCCAUGGCGCUGAGGACACAGGAGCGGCGCCCGCUGAGGGAACGCCCCGCCCACUCAAUGUGACCACACUCGCGUGUGGUCCCCCCCUCUCCCGCGCCGGAUGUGACGCAACGAAGCGGCGCCGUCGCCAUGAGGGUGUGGGCAGGAGUGCUGCGGGCGGCGGCCGCGCCCGGGUCGCUCACCGGCGGCCUCCGGGAGCGCUUCGAUUUCGGCGGCCGCGAUGUGGCCUCCUGGUUCCCGGGGCACAUGGCGAAAGGCCUGCGGCAGAUGCGGGCCUCCCUGCGGCGCGCCGACUGCUUCAUCGAGGUGCACGACGCUCGCAUCCCGCUGUCGGGCCGGAACCCCAUGCUGCAGGAAGCACUGGGCAUCCGCCCGCACGUCCUGGUGCUGAACAAGAUGGACCUGGCUGAUCCCCGCCGGCAGCCGACAGUCUUGGAGCGCCUGAAGCAGCAGGGAUGCUCGCACGUUGUCUUCACUGACUGCCAGCGCGAUGGCAACGUUAAGAAGAUUGUUCCCCUGGUUGCCAGGCUGGUGGGUGACAGCCUGCGCUACCACAGAGCCGAGAGCACCGAGUACAGCAUCCUGGUGAUUGGUGUGCCCAACGUGGGCAAGUCCUCCCUCAUCAACUCCAUGCGCAGGCUGCACCUCAAAAAGGGUAUUUCUCAGUGGUGCCUGGGCCCGGGGAGCAGCCGCCAGCACAGCCAUGGGGCUGCCUUCUCUGACCGUGUCUCUCCUUUCCCCAAAGGCAAAGCCACUGCGGUCGGUGGCGAGCCAGGUGUCACCAAGGCGGUGCUGACCAGGAUCCAGGUGUGCGAGAAGCCGCUGAUGUACCUGGUGGACACGCCGGGUGUGCUGCCCCCGCGGCUGGGGGACCUGGAGACGGGCAUGAAGCUGGCACUGUGUGGAGCCAUCCGUGACCACCUGGUAGGGGAGGACAUCAUGGCCGACUACCUCCUGUACACCCUCAACAAGCACCAGCAAUUCGGGUACGUGCGGCGCUACGGGCUCGCCGAGGCCUGCGACGACAUCCAGGCGGUGCUGAGGCGCGUGGCGCUCGCCCAGGGCAGAACACAGAGGGUGAAGGUGCUGACAGGCACGGGAGAUGUCAACAUGACGAUGCUCAACUACCCGGCUGCUGCCUACGAGUUCCUGCGGGAUUUCCGGGCAGGACGCCUGGGCAGGGUGACGCUGGACUGAGACCUGGUGUGGGGGAGAGGCGUCAGGCUGGGGACACCCCGCUUCCUCUGCAGGUGUGGACACCUCGCCGUGGAGCUCUGGUGUGUGGUUUGAAGCGGCUCUGCCGGAGCAGCCCCUGGGCUUGGGCUGGGAUCCCCGCAGCAGCCGGUGAGGCUGUGCCGCGGUGGCUUCCCCGUGGUGUCACCGUGCAGGGUGAUGUGAUGCUGUCUGGCGGAGCACGGUGCCUGACCGGGGGGGGUGGGGUACUCCAGCCAGGACAAAACCCCCGGGGAGCAGCUUCCUCACCUCCGUCCCCAAAUAAAACUGCUGUGGGUGGGUGCCAGGGUGGUGGCGGUGCUGGAGUCCCCAUCCUGUGCCCAUCACCGCACAUCCAGCCA